AUGCUUGAUAGGUAUCCGGAUCCUCAUCAAUCAUUGAUUUUAAUUUCAAGUAUGAUUCACAUAAAUCUUCUAUUUGAAGCUUUAAGUCGAGACUCGACUUGUCUUAUCUGAUAAAUUGUAAGUUUUGCCAUUUUUUCAGCCAGUUUUUAGCAAUUCAUGAUUUUUUGCAGAUAAUGCGGGAAUUUAUACCCCAAAAUGCUCAUUCUGGCAUGUGGCUUCGCAAUCGGGACUUGACACCCCGAUUGUAAAAAUCUUCGAGUUUAUAUCGAUAUCAAUCGGAUCACGGGUUAUAUCAUGGACGGCCCAAAGUGCCUGGAGAAAAUUGAAAAGGGACUCAAUACCCCGAAAAGAUGGUCAAAAUUUGAACAUUCACCGUCCGUGGAAAAUGUUGAAUGGAUAUAUCGGGACGUUAUAUCGCAAAUAUCUCCGAGAUGGUUCAAUGUUUGGCAGAUUAUUGAUACAAUUAUUGAAUUGGUUUUCAAAUUGGUUUGGAAGUGAGGAAAAUUCGACUCUGAAAAAAUCACUGGAAAUAAAUUUGGUACCUGGAACUUAUCCAAAUUAUGAAGAUGCCAAAUUUUCUUGAUCUACAGAUGGCAUAAAUUUGAUCAUUUAUCCUGGAUUUAGUUCACAUUGACUGCGAAAUAUGGAAAUCCCCAAGAAUUUCGAAAUUUGAACAAUGGCAACAGUGAUUUAUCGAAAACAAGUUUUUAUAAAAUUUGAAGCCACGUCAAACGUGAGUUUGUUUACGAUAAAAUGUUCCAUUUCCUAUUCUGCUGAAUUCAUCAGCGAGGAAUGACACUUUGAAAAUAGCUUUAUUUGCAGUUUUAUUUUUUUGCGGACAUUAGAAAUAAUCACUCUGAACUUUUCAGAAGCUGCUGUUUUCGGUAUGAAUGAAUCCUUUAUACUAUCGAACAGUUCAUGGCUGAAAAUUGGCAAAACUUAUUGCAGUUCGUCGAAUUAUUGAUUCAAAACCGCUGUAACUUUGUCAAAGUCACCAAAAUUGAAAAACACCGUGCUUAUUCCAAUCAAGGAUAGAAGAUGAAUAUUUUUGUAGUUGGACAUCCGGUGUCGAAUCAGACAAAUUGAGUGUGAGUUAAUUUUUAAUUUUUUUUCUGAAAAAAUCAAAUCAACUUUUCAGGAAAAUCUUCAGUAGUUCAAUUUUGGUGUUUUCAAUUUUAAUCAUUUCGCAGCUUCAAAAAUUGAGGAAAAAGGAUGGUGGAAAUCAAGUUAUUCGAGUUCCGAGUGAGGAAAUUGCGAAAAAUUGUGAGUUUUUUUCUAGAUUUUUGGAAAAUGAAUUCAUUUUUCAUUUUUUGAGUUUUUCUUUAAAGAUUUUUAGAGAAUUAAUUUAUUUUUGCAAUUUUUCAGAUGUGACUAAGCUUGUAAAGCUGUCCGAGAGUUCAACUCUCCAAUUUUGCUCACAAACCAGAAAACUUAAGGUAAGUUCUUUUUUUCAUUAAUUUUUUUGAGUUGAAAAAUCAAACAAAUAUUUCAGGAAUCCUUCAAAUGA
Caenorhabditis angaria is the source of this 1507-nucleotide messenger RNA. The record is from the annotation of a GenBank genome assembly. Lineage: Eukaryota; Metazoa; Nematoda; Chromadorea; Rhabditida; Rhabditidae.